UUCUCCUCUCGAGUCGCCGGCGAGCGUGGACACGGCGGCGAUGCUGCGGUCGGCGCUGCGGCGGGGCGGGGCGGCCGCGAGGCAGGUCGCGUGGGCGGGAGAAGCCUCGCCGAGGGACUUCCUCCGGAUGCGCGUGGCAGAGCGGGAGCGCGCGAGGCGGCGGCGGCGCGACCCGGGCCGCGACGAGUUCUUCGUGCCUACGCCCGAGUCGCUGGCGUGGCUCGACUCGGUCUCCCUCCCCAUGGUGCUCACCGCCGCCGCCGUGGCCCUCUUCACCAAGCUCCUCAUGAUGGAACAUGAAGCUACGGAUCAAGAAAGGAGAGAGCGCAAGAUAAAGAAUAGCCACCCUGAUCAAGGAAAAGUAAGGAUGCUGACUCGUGAAGAAUGGGAGGAGGUCCAAGAAGUCAGGCCAAGGACCCCUUUUGAAUCAAAGUUAGCUCGUCCACAUGCCCGUAUAAGAACUGGGGAGCCAGUGCGGCUGGAGGAUGUCAAGGAUUGGGCUACUGAUGUAAUCGCAGAUUCUUUUACUAGAGCAGAAGAAACUACCAAGCAAAAAUGAUUCAGAAGAAUCUGAAACACCCUUUGUAUCUGCUUCAUGGUUUCUCUGAAUCUGAAUGCAUUAUACAUCGAUGACCCUACGGAUAUUACGGCCACUAUGACGGCAGUCUGAGAGUGAAGCCCCGACCCUUGGUCUGAAAUUCGGUUCACCAUGGUAAACAACUGCUUCAUCCGGCCUCUUGGAGAUAGACCGAGAGAAUAAAGAAUAUAGAUACAUUGAUGAUGCAAAAUGCAAAAAUGUACUCUUUCUAGGCAAAAGUACUCAGUUUUGGACACUAUUAUUCUCCAAUGUAUGCAUCUGACCACAAGUUUCUAUUGAAAUAUAUUAGACAUUCCAUAA
Messenger RNA from Sorghum bicolor (sorghum), 898 nucleotides. RefSeq lists its product as uncharacterized. NCBI's taxonomy places the organism in Eukaryota, Viridiplantae, Streptophyta, Magnoliopsida, Poales, Poaceae. The coding region runs from base 41 to 559 and encodes 172 amino acids. The record is from RefSeq and is a predicted model, not a curated record. The transcript has 3 exons.